Fonsecaea pedrosoi CBS 271.37 is the source of this 1719-nucleotide messenger RNA. RefSeq lists its product as uncharacterized. Gene Ontology annotation, biological process: secondary metabolic process. Bases 1 to 1719 code for a protein of 572 amino acids. The record is from RefSeq and is a predicted model, not a curated record. Gene Ontology annotation, molecular function: CoA-ligase activity. Lineage: Eukaryota; Fungi; Ascomycota; Eurotiomycetes; Chaetothyriales; Herpotrichiellaceae. The transcript is spliced from 2 exons.
AUGCCAUUUCCAGUCUCCCCAGGCUUGAAAGUAUCGAACAAGGACGUGGUGUCUUUUACCCUCGACAGGCCGACCUAUGACAAGGAUAAACCGGUGCUUAUCGACCCGGAAAACCCCUCGAACUACAUCUCCCACCGAGAUGCGACAGAUCUGAUCCUAAAACUUAUCGCUGGUCUGAGAGCUGUUGGGGUGAGACCGGGAGACACUGUGUGCAUCCACUCUUUCAACUCUCUCUAUUAUCCUAUCAUCUGCCUUGCAGUUAUAGGCGUCGGUGCAGUCUUUGUUGGUACGAACCCUGGCUACUCAAGCUACGAACUACUCCAUGCACUCAAGAUUGCGAAGGUUCGGUUUGUGUUUGCGGAGCCAGCACUAUCGAUCAAUUUUCACACCAUCCUCCCAAAGAUUCGCCUUUCCGUAGAGGAUAAUUUGUUCCUCUUGGAUGGGAAAUAUACCUUGGGACCAGGCGAUGCGUCCCAAAAAAGCAAAAGUGUCGCCAACGCACGUUCGUGGCAAUCUUUGUUGGAACAUGGGACGGCAGCUUGGAUUCGGUUCGAUGAUGAAGAGCUAUCAUACAACACGACAGCGUGUUACUUUUACACGUCAGGAACAACUGGCCUUCCGAAAUGCACUGCAACAUCUCACCGAAACCUCGUGGCUCAGCAUCAACUGUUUUACGAAAUGAAUCCCCGCUCUUAUACGUUCCGUGCAGUACUGUGUAUGCCUUUCUUCCAUGUGGGAGCGUUGCCGGCGGUGUUGGUCUCUCAGUUCCGGGAGGGUAGGGAGGCAUAUAUUAUGCGACGGUUCGAUCUAGAACCAUUCUUAUCGUACCAUCCAAAGUACAACAUCACUGAAGGUUUCGUCGUCCCGCCAAUGAUCCUGCAAAUAAUGAAUAGCGGUUUCGCGGACCCAAAUUCACCGAAAUUCAAAUACAGCUUGAGAUCCGUCAAAAAUAUGUACUCUGGCGCGGCACCUUUAUCGGCUGAGUUGCAGAAACAAUUCCACGGCUGCUUGGCACGAGAGGCUUCAAUGACUCAGUUAUGGGGGAUGACAGAGACAUCGUCCGUUGCGACCAUUGUUCCAAACCACCUGAACUAUGGUGAUUGUCCAAAAGCGUGGGAGCCGAUAUAUGGCACCGUGGGAGUUCCGCUCCCUGGAUUGGAGAUGAAGCUUAUCAACCCCGAGGGUCAGGAUGUGACUGAGACUGGUCUAGGUGAACUCUGUGUCAAGGGACCGACCGUGGUGCGUGGCUACCACGAUAAUCUCGCUGCGACGAAGGAAAGUUGGGAUGAAGAGGGGUUCUUCAAGACCGGUGACACCAUUCUCGUUGACAAGAAGUCAGGCCUGUUCAGAGUUGUCGACCGAAGCAAAGACCUGAUCAAGGUCCGGGGGUUUCAGGUUGCCCCAGCGGAGAUAGAAGCUGUGAUCCUCACCCAUCCUCUCGUUGCCGAUGUAGGGGUUAUUGGACAACGUGAAUCUGUGGAGGAGGAAAAGCCAAGAGCAUAUGUUGUCAGGCAACCGAACGUGGGCCCGACCGAUUUGACCGAGGAAGACGUGCAGAAGUAUGUAAGAGAAAGGUUGGCGCGCUAUAAGUCACUGACUGGCGGAGUACGGUUCAUUGAUCAAGUGCCCCGAAUGGCUAACGGAAAGAUUCUCAAGCGCGUGUUGAGAGAAAUGGCUGAAUUGGAGCGGAAGCACUCGGCCAUCAAACAUGUCCUCUAA